AUGGCGUCCUCUUCCACUCUCCAUAUUCCCCUCUUCAUUGUUGACAGAUUCAGGCUUCAACCUCGGCUCGCCUCCAUUUGCAUCGUGCCCAAAGCCGUCUAUAUCUAUGUCCUCUCGGCCGCGGCAGAUGCAGCGAACGUAAAAUUCAGAACAUUCGGUGUGGAGAUUUGGAAGCCAAAGGAGCCCUUGUACGCCCAGGACGAAGAGCAAUUACAAUGCCUCCCAAGCGAGCACGGCUCUCGCUUCCAGGAAUUUUGUGUCAAGCUUACUAAGUUGAUGUCGAGACCAGGCGGUGGAAUCAACAUCGGGUCCAUCCUCACUGAUACCACCGAAUCACAACCUCCAAGCGGCACAUGCGCUCUAAUCGCUGAGGUCUAUCCAAUGGAACUGCUCACGAGGGAUGAGAUCGAACGAUACGCUCCGGUCAUCUCUCCCCCGCUCGAGGUCAUCAUCCCCUCGUUUUCCACCUUCGUCGCCUUGUCUAGUUCCCUCGAUCUUCCUGUUCCAGAAGAAAUUGUCAGGCGCACUGGAGAGUUGAUGCAUCUUUGCUCUGCUCUCCCUCUCGAUCACGUCACACUCCAUGACGAAGUUUUUCCAGUUCUCUCCAGCAUCUUGGGCUUUCCUGUUGAGCCAGGAUUCUGUUGCAACACCCCCACCGCCACUGCUCCUCCACCGCGCUCGGAUACCGCCGUGUUGACUGUAAUUGGGCUCGGCAUCGAAGACGGGUACGGCGGACGCAUCGCACAAAGCACGUACAUCGACUACUACCGGAGUCCGCCUAAAAUCAUCAGCCACAGCUGCUCAGUGCCCUCAUUUUUGAUCGGCAUCGCUGGUCCACGGAUGUCCAUUUUUGGCGCGACCAUUGCAAGGCAGCCCAUUGUGCAACGCUUGACGCGAGACCUGUGGCUCGCACGGGAUCACCCCCUGGACGAUGCGGUCUUACUGGAGAACGCGCGCGUUCUUUACGCCCUCGCGCGUGGGCUGGAGUCUUUGCGCGCGUUCUACGCCACCCUCGGACGCCUCCCGACGCCCGAUGCCCGCAUCGAUGCGGACGAGCCGGGACACCGCGACGUGGUCGUCAAGUUCGUCAGCCACUACGGCGCGGACGCACACCGCCUUCUCGCCUCCGCGAAGCUGGCCCCGCAACUGCUGUAUUGCGGCGACGUAUGGGUGGAGGAGCCUCGGUACCACGGCCACAAGAUGGUGGUCAUGGAAUACGUUGAGGGCGUUGUAGCGUUUUGCUCGCAUCAGCAGAACGCCGCUCUCCCCGAGGUGACGCGGGCGAUCGGGCUGUUGCACGCUGGUGAGAUGGUGCUCGGGUAUGUGCACGGGCAUAACGUGUUGUUGCUCCCGGGGUGGGAAGAAAAUGCGAAGGAUAAAGUGAGGAUUAUCGGCUUCGACUGGGCAGGACGUGUUGGUGAGGCACGGUAUCCGUGCCGUCUUCCGAAGCAGGUGUUUGCGGUGGACGGUGUGAAGGAGUAUGGGUUCAUCGACCCGGCUCAUGACACAGGGAUGCUAGCUUCAUUUUGCAGCGCUCACGGACCUUGA
This is a messenger RNA of Epithele typhae, 1548 nucleotides long. RefSeq lists its product as uncharacterized. The coding region runs from base 1 to 1548 and encodes 515 amino acids. The transcript is spliced from 5 exons. The record is from RefSeq and is a predicted model, not a curated record. Lineage: Eukaryota; Fungi; Basidiomycota; Agaricomycetes; Polyporales; Epitheliaceae.